This is a messenger RNA of Rana temporaria (common frog), 942 nucleotides long. RefSeq names its product olfactory receptor 5V1-like. Gene Ontology annotation, cellular component: membrane. The transcript has a single exon. Lineage: Eukaryota; Metazoa; Chordata; Amphibia; Anura; Ranidae. Gene Ontology annotation, molecular function: olfactory receptor activity; G protein-coupled receptor activity. Gene Ontology annotation, biological process: G protein-coupled receptor signaling pathway. The coding region runs from base 1 to 942 and encodes 313 amino acids. The record is from RefSeq and is a predicted model, not a curated record.
AUGCCUGGAUGCCCAAACCAAAGUGCACAAUAUGACUUCCAUAUUUUGGCAUUCACAACUUCUCCAGUUGGACAACUUUUCAUCUUCAUUGGAGGCUUUUUGUUGUAUCUGAUGACCAUACUUGGAAAUGUUGCUAUUUUUACACUUGUCUUUACAGCACCCAAAUUGCACACCCCAAUGUAUUUCUUUCUUUGCAACAUUUCCGUCUUAGAUGUAGCAUCCACCUCGAACUUCAUCCCAAAAUUACUUAUGAUUUUAAUUACUCAAGAUCACAAAAUUUCCCUUUAUGGUUGCAUAAUUCAGCUAUUUUUCUUUGUGUUUUGUGCUGUUAGCGAGCUCUUAACCCUGACAUCAAUGGCGUAUGACCGUUAUCUCGCCAUAUGUAAACCUCUGCAAUAUUACCUAAUCAUGAGCAAGACAUUGUGCAUGUCACUGAUUGUGUUUUCUUUGCUUACUGGAGCUUUAAACUCAUUGGUGCAUGCCAUACUCACGUCUCUAUUAUUUUUUUGCACUUCUCGUGAUAUCAACAAUUUGUUUUGUGAGCUUAACUCACUGAUUUCACUUUCGACUAGUGACACUAACAGCAGGAAGCUUCUAAUCGUUUUUGAUGACAUCAUAUUGGCCUUCAUACCAUUUGUACUUAUCAUUGCCUCCUAUGUUUUUAUCAUUUCCAAUGUUUUAAAGAUCAAGUCAAGGCAUGGACGUCUCAAGGCUUUCUCCAGUUGCACCUCUCACCUUAUCACAGUUGUGUUAUUCUGUGGCCCGAGCAUUUUUCUAUACAUAAAGGAAGAAUUUGAACAUGCCAAAGACCAAGACAAGUUGCUCCCAUUACUUUUUCUUGUUGUAGUCCCAAUGUUAAAUCCUCUGGUGUACAGUUUAAGAAAUAAAGAUAUUUGGGAAGCCACUGCAGCACUAAGAAACUACAAAAAGAAAAUGUUCUAG